GCCCUUCUGGACGGGCCUUGGCCCCGACGCCCCCAGCCGGCGGCGCCUUGGUGGACGACGUGAGGAAAUGCGGCUACCUGAGGAAGCAGAAGCACGGCCACAAGCGGUACUUUGUGCUGCGGGCAGAGGGUCACCUGGCCCCGGCCAGGCUGGAGUACUACGACAGCGAGAAGAAGUUCAAGAGCAGCCUGAGGGCAGCCGCAGGUGGGAACGCGGCCCUCUGCUGCCCGCCUCCCAAGCGGGUGAUCCCUCUCUACCAGUGCUUCACGGUGAGCCGAAGGGCGGAUGCCAAGCACAAGCACAUCAUCGCCCUGUAUACGAAGGAUGAGUAUUUUGCCAUGGUGGCCGAGAACGAGGUGGAGCAGGAGAGCUGGUACCAGGCGAUCAGUGAGCUCAUGAAUCAGAGCAAGAGAGGGUUUCUGGAGCAAGAAGACCAGGCGGAUCAGCAGUUGGAUGAGGAUGACGAACAUUAUGGGGCGACCCUCAAGCCGGGAACUGUGUUCAAAGAAGUUUGGCAAGUCAAUGUGAAGCCUAAAGGGCUUGGGCAGACAAAGAAUUUGACAGGAGUGUACAGGCUGUGCCUCUCUAGCAAGGCCAUUCACCUGGUCAAACUGAAUACCGAGGUACCCUCUGUCCAUUUACAGCUCAUGAACAUUCGCCGGUGCGGCCACUCGGAAAACUUCUUUUUCAUCGAGGUGGGUCGGUCUGCCUCCAUUGGGCCAGGGGAGCUGUGGAUGCAAGUGGAUGACUCGGUGGUUGCCCAGAACAUGCAUGAAACCUUUCUAGAAACCAUGAAAGCUCUGAAGGCCUUCUCUGAGUUCAGACCUCGCAGCAAGAGUCAGUCUUCUGGUGGGGGCAGUAGCACCAACCCCAUUUCCUUCAUCACUACCAGGAGGCACCUUGGCAACCUGCCACCCAGCCAGACCGGCUUACAAAGAAGAUCCAGAACUGAAAGUGUUACCGGGGGAACUCCUCCCACCACCAAGAGUAGUAGUUCUUACCGGUUCAGAACUUCCAGUGAAGGAGAAGGGACAAUGACCAGACCGUUCAGGUCAGUUACUGGAAGCCUGAUUCAUCUGAAUACGGCAAGGAUGAAUUUGGGGCGCCAAGAAGGGAGUGGACGGUAUGUUAGGGCAGCAUUUAGCUCUUCUUAUCACACCAGAUCUGCUUCCCUGCCAGUAUCUCAUUUCCCUUCUGCCACUAGCCCUGUCAGCGUUUCUUCGAGCAGUGGCCAUGGAUCAGCUUCAGAUACUCUUGUACGGCCUUCCAGUUCCUCUGUUUGUGGGUCGCCAAGUGAUGGAGGUUUUAUUUCUUCAGAUGAGUACGGUUCCAGCCCUGGAGAUUUCAGGUACUUUCGAGUUAGGAGUAAUACCCCAGAUUCCUUGGGCAACACACCGCCGAUUCGAGAAGAAAAUUGUUUAAGUGAGUACAUGUCUAUGAGCAAGCAACAAAUGGAUAAUAAUAGCUCUAGAGAUGAUUACCGGGAGAGUGAGAAAUGCUUCAGAAAAAGAACUUACUCUUUAACCAAGCCUGCUUCAAUACCAGUGCAGCAAAAAACAACCCAAACUGCAACUUCUUUAGAUGAAGAUUCUACAGGAAGCCAUGGACAUCUGCCUUAUUCUGAAUCGCCAAAACUGAAAAAUAAUCCUGAACCCGAGUUUGGGGAAUCGGCCCUUGAUGCUGUCUGUAAUCAAAGCAGUAGUAAAACCAGAGACGAUGGAUACAUGCCAAUGAUGCCAGGAGUUGCAUCCUCUCUUGCGAGUAACAGUGAUUAUUUGCCAAUGACUCCUAAAAAUGUGUCUGUUCCAAAACAAAUAAGCAAUUGUUGGCCAUCAACUCAGGCUGAUUCCAAGGGAUAUAUGAUGAUGUUUCCCAGGGCAAUCUCUUCACCUGUACGUAGUCCUUUAACUGCAUUUAAUUCUAAAACUACAAACGAAAAGUUAGCCCACAGUGAGUAUAUGGAUAUGUCACCUGGAAGCUCAGCCAUUCCAAAGCCACCUGCGGAUUCAAAUUAUAUGCACACCAAUGCCAGCUCCAAAAUGUUUGGCUCAUAUUUCUCUCUCCCACGAAGCUUUAAGACUCUCUCUGGUGAAAAUGGCGAAGAUGAUGAAUAUGUUCCAAUGUCCUCACCUGGAAGAUUGCUGUAUGAUGGGUCUGAAAAUGGGAAAAGUGUCAGUAAUGAAGUUCUGGCUAAUGGCCUUUCCAAAUCAUCUCUCCUAAAAACUACAGAGGAAGGCCGUGCACAGAACAGAACUAUGAGGCCUACAAGACUUCCCCUCGUUACCAGGGGUAGUAACACCAUACCGAGAAUGUAUGAUCGUACAAUUCCCCUUGAGCCAUCUAGCCCUGGUGAAUAUAUAAAUAUUGACUUUGGUGAAAAGGCUAGUCAUACACCAUAUUCUUUAUCUGCAGAGGGGUCUCCAUCAUCUCUGGGUUCCAGUAGUGACCACAGGCAGUCACCGCUUUCUGACUACUUGAGCGUUGACUUGGAUGUUCAGUCACCAAAAGCUGCUAAAGAGCUCUCUAGUUCUUUGACAGAUAUAUCAAUUUAUGCAAGUUCCAGCAUCCCUAGAAACCCUCCUGAUGCUGAUUAUGCCAGGCUGUCCUUUGGUACGGCGUGUGUCAGCACAGCCAAUGGUAGGAUUGAUGACUACACCGAGAUGACCUUCAACAUGGCAGCAACACCUCCUGGACCAUUUGCCACAGAAAGUGAAAAUGGCCUAAAAAUUGAUAGUCCUCCUUCCAUAGUUAAUAGGCUGCGCAUUGUUGACCAAUAUGCAGGUAGUAGUGACUUCUCUGUUCCUAGUCCUGAUCCUCUAGUAGUACCCAAAGUUAUUCGCGCCGAUCCGCAAGGAAGGAGGCGGCAUAGCUCCGAAACCUUUUCUUCUGCUGCCACUGUUACUACUUCCUCCUCUUUCUUUACUGACAGUAGUAAAAGGCACAGCUCUGCCUCUUUUGACAAUGUGUGGUUGAAACCUGAAGAACACAUUUCAGAUGGUCACGAAAGCAAGAUGUCCAGAGAUACUUCAACUGGAUUUCAGAAUGGCUUAAACUAUAUAGCCCUAAAUUUACGGGAUAAUUCUCUAAACUGUGAGGAGAGCCCUAGUACACCAAACUGCCACCUCCCAAAUGGUACUCUGAAUCUGGAAAGUGGGGUGUACGUAAGCAUAGACUUCAGCAGAUCAGAUGGUUUGAAGUGCAACUCUGCAAGUAAAGACUGAUGGCAUUACCAUGGAAACCAUUGUGAGAAAAGCAGGCUUUCCAGCUGGUGUCUCCAUAACUGCGUGGUGCUUUUGGAAGCAGAGUCCAUCUUCAGCCAACUCUCUUCUCUUCCACCAGCCCAGACAUGGACAGGCAUCGUUGGAAUGAUUUUCAUUGAGUGAUGGUUGAGUCUACCGUUGUGCUAAUCCGAACGAACUUUUGUCAUCAAUGAGUUUUAUUGGAAGGGAGAUUUCUCCCUCCCACCUCCCUCUCAGCCCUCUCUGUCUUGGGGGGGGGGCGUGCGGAUGCUGAUGCCGAAGGGAUCCCUUCCUGUGCAGCUUCUCUCAUUUCCUUGUCAGUUUCUGUUCCGAGAUGUCUCUUGGUGUCCGAGAAUCUACCUAACAAUGGGGUUUGCUUUUCUAUUACUUGCAAUGUAGAUUAAAUGUUUUAUAAAUGGUUCAAAUUAUUAUUAUUAUUAUCAUUAUUGUGGUUGGCAGUGAAACCCCCCCCUUUUUUUUUCCUUUUUUUUUUUUUGAGAGGAUGGGAACAACAGGCUUCAAUAAUCUGAAGCUAGCUGGUCACUGCUUUGUUUCCCCCGAGACUAGUUUUCAGGACAAGACAUCUGCAGCCAGUGUUUCAGGUGAUAAGAUUUCCUACACACACAUAUAAGCCUCCUGGCCCCCGGUCCUUGCUAAGUAAGCUAUGGGAGAUUUUCCUCUUUUUCCACACAUGUUCUUUCUUGAACACCGUGAGGGGGGCUCCUGUGUACCUUUACCUGUUGUCCCAGGGCAGACGAGGAGGCGUCAGAGCUCUCCCUUGUCCUCCUACCUCCCACCCCACUCCUCAGCAUUUGUCAGGCUCCCUGUACGAAGCGGCCAUUUAUUGUUGGCCCCAUCGCUGUCCACUUUGAAAACAGCUGCUGGUGAGCCAACUUUGAAGCAUCCCUGCCGUUGCCAAAGACCCAGUGGAUUGUGGCGGGAGAGGUAUGGCAUGGCAUUUCCACAUUUUCCCUUCUCCCAAGAGGGAGAGGCUAAGGGUGGUCAUGACAAAUAUGGGAGGAUGUGUUGCUGACUCUGGUAGGAUUUCAUCCCUGGAAACGUGCAUCAGAUUGGGCUGUAGCAAAGUGUGACUUGCUUUCGUGCCCUGCUAACGUUCCCUCCUCGCAGGCAUAUACGUGUGUGCAGAGGUUGUGGUCAGACAACCUCCAGCGAAAUGGGAGAUGAGAGAGAUGGUACUGGAGGGACACCCACCCUCUUUGGUUUGUUUUGCUUAAUUUCACUUUUUGGUACAAGAGGUUUGUGGAUCCUGUAACUUUUUUAAUAUAUAUAUAUAUAUAAAAUCUUGCGCCCUCUUAAAAUUAAGAUUGUUGACGAGGAUAUCUGGAAUGUGAAACUAGAACUGAAUAACAGGUUGUAUCUUGAUUAUAGUCUAAAAAAUGAAAUCCCUUACAUCUCCCUAUAUAGUGACUUCUAUUAAUUACACAUUUUGGAUAAGCAGGGAGUUGAUUUUUGUUUUGUUUUGUUUUGUUUUUUUAACCUAUGUUCAAAUGGGAAAAACUGCAGACUCUUCAAGUGUACAUUACCCUUGCAUUACAAUGUUCAUGUGCUAUCAAGCUUUUAUAGAGAGAGUCCCUUAAUCUUAAACAUAGGUAACAACGUCCCUUUCCUUUGAAGACACCUUUUUUCGAAUCUAGAAAAAGCAUAGCUAAUGCUGUCUAUAUUAUUAUGCCUAAUGUGAGGAGAGGGGGAGAUUUCUUCCUUAGUUUAAAAUUGGAAAUUCGAAACUAGUCAAAAGCCAGGUGUUGCCUCACUUGGUUGGGCUCCUGCCAUUAAAGAGCAGAAUACUAGUUGUUGGUACAUUUACUAUAUACUAAUAAUUAGAAACUGUGAUAACUGAAAGAGUUGAAAGCAGGACACACAGAUCCUCUCAGGCACCACACAGCUGGUAUUCCUCUACAUGGUAUAUUGUACAAGUAUUGAGCAAAAAUGGCUUCAACCUUUUGGCGUCGGACCUUUUCAAAGUACUAGACCAGUUUACGUAAUGAAUCAGAUCCUGCUUUCAGUUUUGAUGUCAUUAUUAUAUAUAGGAAUCUAUUUGGUUUAGACUUAAUAGGCAUGUCACACAAUGAGCUAGGUAACAUUUGGCCAAGCUAGUUGGUAUCGCCGAGUUACACAGAGAUACCAAUCACAAGGAGAGGAAAUAUAUAUGCGCUGCAGGGUUGAAAAGCACAGACGAGUUUCUGAAUCUAGAAAAGCAAGGUUUUCAAGAGUACAGACACCUACUUGCUGCUAAACGGAUUUUAACUUUAAGAAAAUGACCACUUUUCUAGACCACAAUGCUGUCUUGCCAUUUAUGUUUCGUUUGGACUCUGGAAAUUAACAAUGCAAUAGGUACUGCCUUUUUUUAAAAUAAAAAAAAAGGUUUACAUAUUUUUAUUUAAAGAAGAAGAAGACAUUUGGGUGACAGUUCAAAAUUGUGAAAAAGGUUUAAUAAAUAUUACAUUCUUUGCGUAUUAGAUCCUUGAGGCUGCCAUGGUACAAUAUACAGCACUGAUGUUAAAAAUGCUGAAUAAAGGAGAAAAAUGGGUAACCUCACCUCUAAUGGUACAAAUACUAACAGGUACAGCAUAAUAAAUAUGCAAUCUUUUUGUCUUGGUUUACAGCAACUAACUUAUCCAGUAUUGUGCUGGAAGAUCAUUUUCCAACUGUGUACAACAUAUCACUACGUGGGCAACCUUCCAGCCACCCGUUUUAUGCUGCUGUAUAGUACAGAAAAACGAAAACAAACCAAUGAUGGAACAAUGUUUGUCCUGUAAAUUUUAAUUUGAUAUUGGACAGUUAUUGUCUGUACAAACUCUAAAACAUAAGAGGGUUGAAACUGUUCAUUAUAUUUGCUAUUUUCCUGCUUCACUGAUCCGUUGAAAAGUUUGAGCUGAUUGAUCUGGCUGUGUCUUCCACUGUAAAUAUUGUUACAUUGUUUUUCAUGGUAAAAUGCGGCACAUUUGCAAUUUUGGGAGACUGGCUUGAAGCUCUGUAUAGUGUUUAUAUUUAUCUGAAUUGGCUUUCCAUAGAGCUACUUGCAGUAAAUGUGUUCAUGGUCA
Molecule: messenger RNA, 6301 nt
Organism: Pogona vitticeps (central bearded dragon)
Lineage: Eukaryota; Metazoa; Chordata; Lepidosauria; Squamata; Agamidae
Gene: IRS4
Product: insulin receptor substrate 4
Biological process (GO): insulin receptor signaling pathway
Cellular component (GO): cytosol; plasma membrane
Molecular function (GO): insulin receptor binding; phosphatidylinositol 3-kinase binding
Source: RefSeq, a predicted model, not a curated record